Strongylocentrotus purpuratus (purple sea urchin) is the source of this 545-nucleotide messenger RNA. RefSeq lists its product as uncharacterized. Lineage: Eukaryota; Metazoa; Echinodermata; Echinoidea; Camarodonta; Strongylocentrotidae. The coding region runs from base 201 to 545 and encodes 114 amino acids. The transcript has 4 exons. The record is from RefSeq and is a predicted model, not a curated record.
CAUUUCCUUGGUUAUUCAACUUCAAAAUUAGAUAUAAAGAAGGUGUGGAGCAGUUCAUCUUCAUAUUGAUGACAGAAAACUGUCUGAAUCAAAAGAGAAAACAGCUGAUUUCUUCCCCGAAAGUGUUUUUAAAGACAAGAGAACUGCAUGGUAUCAGAAGUCAUUUGAAUUGGUCAUUUUAAGCAGACGUGGUGCAGAGUAUGAUGGGGUUGUGGCAACGUUGCCUGCCAGUGCUUCUUGUUGCAUUGGUAUCGCUUGCAACAUGGCAACAUUCAGCUCAUGCAGAAUCCCGUUUCUGUGAAGGAUCAAAGAAGGUUCAGCAGGAAGUGACUGAGCGCAGUCUGCUGCCUUGUGUUGACCUCCGUGACCCGAAGGUCAAAGGUGAGGGAUGGAUUCUGGACAAGGAUACACAGCCCUAUGAAGUGGAGGGAGUAACUCUCUGCCCUGUUCUGAGGUCUGGUUUGAAAGAGAGCAUUGUCCCAACAGUAGAGUGUUGCUCUGGCUACCAAGGCCCUCUAUGCGAUGACGGUAAACUUGUGGCAUAA